UGUAUAAAAAGAUACAACCAAUAUCUUCUCCAAUUACAUAAACUUUCACAACUCUUUAUCCACCAUUAUUGCAAUGGAUUCCUUUACAAACAACCAAGUGAUCCCUGUUAUAGAUUUCUCCAUUGAAAACCUCCAACCCGACUCGGAAACCUGGAUGCUCACCAGCAAGAAAAUACUCCGAGCUCUAGAAGAAUUCGGCUGUUUUGUGGCGAACUACACUAAGGUUUCCACUUACCUCCGCGAAGCAAUGUUUAAAGCAUCAAAAGAUUUGUUUGAACUUCCCAUUGAGAUCAAAAUGAAGAACAUUUCAAAAACACCAUAUAUUGGUUACGUGGGGCAGUUACCUUUCAUCCCUUUGUUUGAAGGCUUGGGAAUAGAGGAUGCAACUACUGUUAAAGGAGUUCAAAGUUUCACUAGUACAAUGUGGCCAUCUGGAAAUCAAUUUUUCUUUUUACGCAGCGAAACAUCACUUAUGUUCUCGAGGAUUGUGGCGGAGUUGCAUUACAAGGUGGUGAGGAUGGUGGGGGAGAACUAUGGUGUAGAGAAGGAAUGUCAAACUCUUAUUGCCUCAACCUCUUAUCAUCUUCGUUUAUUGAAUUAUAAAUUGCCUGAAAGGGAUGAUCAAACCAAUGUAGGGUUUAUUCCUCAUACUGAUACAACAUUCAUGACAAUUCUUCACCAAAACCAUGUCAAAGGUUUAGAGAUUAAAAUCAAGGACUCCGAGGAAUGGGUCUUUGUUGAUUCCUCUCCUUCUUCAUUUGUUGUCAUUGCUGGCGACGCCUUAAUGGCGUGGACAAACGGGCGAAUAAAGUCGGCAUAUCACCGAGUGAUAAUGAGAGGAAAAGAAGAAAGAUUUUCGGUGGGACUUUUCACAUUCAUUAAAGACAUUUUGGUGAAAGCCCCCGAAAAAAUGGUGGAUGAAGAACAUCCAUUGUUGUUUAAGCCAUUUGAUAAUUAUAAACUAAUGGAAUACCUUAUUACAGACGAGGCAAAGAAUUCCAAUUGCCCUUUCAACUCCUUCUGUGGACUCUAUCCUUCUCUUAAUAAAAAGUAA
This is a messenger RNA of Impatiens glandulifera, 1054 nucleotides long. Its product is annotated as probable 2-oxoglutarate-dependent dioxygenase AOP1. Gene Ontology annotation, molecular function: dioxygenase activity. The transcript is spliced from 3 exons. Lineage: Eukaryota; Viridiplantae; Streptophyta; Magnoliopsida; Ericales; Balsaminaceae. Bases 74 to 1054 code for a protein of 326 amino acids. The record is from RefSeq and is a predicted model, not a curated record.